ACGGCCCAGAUCGUCUACCACCCUCCUCUCCUCCCACUGCCGGGACAUUCCCACCACACGGGGAAAGUUGUCACGUCCUCUACUGUGUUUUUCCCCAGUGCCUGGAAGAGAACAUUGUCCGUGGUGCCGCCGGGUGCUGAUCCAGUUCGGAGCAGUGUGUGAGCUGACAAGUCAUGGAGUACACAGCAGCAGGAGCAUCCAUGUGUAAUCCUGAUAUGGAAUUUGAUCGGAACGUACCUCGAAUAUGUGGUGUAUGUGGCGACAAGGCGACUGGCUUUCACUUUAAUGCAAUGACGUGUGAGGGAUGCAAAGGUUUCUUCAGGAGAAGCAUGAAACGGAAGGCAAAUUUUACGUGUCCUUUUAAUGGUGAUUGCAGAAUAACCAAAGAUAACAGACGUCACUGUCAAUCCUGCCGGCUGAAGAGGUGCAUUGAUAUUGGCAUGAUGAAGGAAUUCAUCUUAACAGAUGAAGAAGUCCAGAGGAAGAGAGAUAUGAUCAUGAAGCGUAAGGAGGAGGAAGCAUUGAAAGAGUCAAUGAAACCUAAAAUGUCUGAGGAGCAACAGAAAGUUAUCAAUAUACUUUUGGAAGCUCAUCGGAAAACCUUUGACACAACCUACUCAGAUUUUAACCAGUUCAGGCCUCCAGUUAGAGAGAAGGAAAAUCCUUUUAGAAGAAUUACACGAUCAUCAUCUGUACACACUCAGAAUUAUUCAUCUGACUCUGAAGCAUUUAAUUCAUCUCCAGAACCAUCGGAAUACAGUUUCACCAGCUCACUGUUUGGAGCUUAUAGCAGUGAGAAUUCACCCUUUAGUAACGGAACAUCAGAGCUGUCAAUGCUCCCUCACGUUGCAGAUCUCGUUAGUUACAGCAUCCAGAAAGUCGUCGGCUUUGCAAAAAUGAUACCUGGAUUCCAAGACCUUAUUGCAGAGGAUCAGAUUGCCUUACUGAAGUCCUCUGUCAUUGAAGUCAUAAUGCUGCGCUCUAACCAGUCAUUUAAUCUGGAAGAUAUGUCUUGGACAUGUGGUAGCGAGGAAUUCAAAUACAAAGUUGAUGAUGUGACUCAAGCUGGCCAUAACAUGGAGCUUCUUGAACCUCUGGUUAAAUUCCAGAUUGGCCUGAAGAAAUUAUGUCUACAUGAAGAAGAGCAUGUGCUUUUGAUGGCCAUCUGCAUUCUUUCACCAGACCGUCCAGGUGUACAGGACAAAGAACUUGUGGAAGCCAUUCAAGAUCGCCUCUCCUUGGUACUACAAACUUACAUUAUGUGCAAACACCCAUCACCAGGAAGUAGAUUACUCUACCCAAAAAUGAUCCAAAAACUGGCCGAUCUCCGCAGUUUAAAUGAAGAGCAUUCCAAACAGUAUCGGAAUCUCUCCUUCUUGCCAGAAAACAGCAUGAAACUCACGCCGCUAGUGCAGGAAACUUUCGGCAAUGAAAUCUCUUAAAUUAAGACAUUUGCUUAUAUUGAUGUGUGAGUAAUUGGAUUUGUCCUAGACAAUAACUGUGACGGCAAUUCAUAUUAAUUCUUUUAUUCUGGGAAAUGUUUUGGAGUCUUUUCAAUCAAAGGAAUAAUUUGUGGCAGUUGUAUAUAAUGCAUAAUAUAUUUAAGCUGAUAUCUAUUGACAAUCUAGGAUGGGAACAAAGCUUUCUAUUAUUCCCUGCUAGAAACAAUGUCUUUGUCCUGUAUUUUUAUUCUGUAGUGCUCCGAUUGAGAAUAUUUGUCUUGGGUACCUUUAAAACUUUAAACUACAAACGCACAGACAUGCAUACACACACAUAUUUUUUAGAGAUUUAUUUACAAAAUACAUAUUUUUUUAGCUUUUAAGAAUCAGAUUUGUCAAAUAUGUGCGCUAAAUGCCAAAAGAAACUUUAAAGCCUUAAUUAACCACAAAAUCAUUUAUUUUUUCUACAAUAUUUACAACUUUAAUAAGCAAUCUUUUCCAAUUAUAAGCAAAGUAGACAUAACUGUGUCAUAUCCACUUAAA
This is a messenger RNA of Pelobates fuscus (common spadefoot toad), 1982 nucleotides long. It is a transcript of the gene VDR, whose product is annotated as vitamin D receptor. The record is from RefSeq and is a predicted model, not a curated record. Bases 174 to 1442 code for a protein of 422 amino acids. Gene Ontology annotation, cellular component: nucleus. Lineage: Eukaryota; Metazoa; Chordata; Amphibia; Anura; Pelobatidae. Gene Ontology annotation, biological process: positive regulation of transcription by RNA polymerase II; negative regulation of transcription by RNA polymerase II; cell differentiation. Gene Ontology annotation, molecular function: nuclear receptor activity; zinc ion binding; vitamin D response element binding. The transcript is spliced from 9 exons.